Messenger RNA from Daucus carota subsp. sativus, 1479 nucleotides. RefSeq names its product sugar transporter ERD6-like 6. The coding region runs from base 13 to 1344 and encodes 443 amino acids. Gene Ontology annotation, biological process: transmembrane transport; carbohydrate transport. Gene Ontology annotation, molecular function: sugar transmembrane transporter activity. The record is from RefSeq and is a predicted model, not a curated record. Lineage: Eukaryota; Viridiplantae; Streptophyta; Magnoliopsida; Apiales; Apiaceae. Gene Ontology annotation, cellular component: membrane. The transcript has 17 exons.
CCUGAGAAGAGAAUGUUGGAAUACUAUUUUUUUCCUGGCUAUAUAUUAUUGGUAACCCUUUUGUACUCAUUGCAGUGUGGUUAUUCUUCUCCUACUCAAGAUGAACUCUCUAUGGACCUCAAACUUACUGUGUCCGAGUUUUCUUUGUUUGGGUCUUUGUCAAAUGUAGGUGCCAUGGUCGGGGCAAUAGCUAGUGGACAGAUUUCUGAGUACAUGGGACGGAAAGGGUCUUUGAUGAUAGCAGCAAUUCCUAAUAUCAUUGGUUGGCUUCUCAUAUCAAUUGCAAAAGAUUCUUCAUUUUUAUAUAUGGGUAGGCUAUUGGAAGGCUUCGGCGUUGGAAUUAUAUCUUACACGGUUCCUGUAUAUAUAGCUGAGAUAGCACCUCAGAAUAUGCGAGGAGGACUUGGUUCGGUAAAUCAGCUCGGGGUCACAGUUGGAAUAAUGCUGGCCUACUUUCUGGGGCUGUUUGUUACUUGGAGAGUACUAGCAAUUUUAGGAACAUUGCCUUGUCUGGUGUUGAUUCCUGGCCUCUUUUUCAUCCCAGAAUCUCCUCGUUGGUUGGCAAAAAUGGGCAUGACUGAAGAUUUUGAAAUUUCUUUGCAAGUUCUUCGUGGAUUUGAAACCGAUAUUUCCGUUGAAGUUAAUGAAAUCAAGAGGUCUGUGGCAUCAUCAAGUAGAAGAACUGCCAUCCGUUUUGGGGACCUGAAACAAAGAAGAUAUUGGUUUCCUCUGAUGAUAGGAAUUGGGUUGCUUGUCCUUCAACAGCUAUCUGGAACUAAUGGCGUUCUUUUCUAUUCGACUACCAUUUUUGAAUCUGCUGGUAUUUCAUCAAGCAAUGCUGCUACUUUCGGUCUUGGGGCUGUUCAGGUGAUAGCCACUGCAAUUGCUACAUGGUUGGUGGAUAAAACAGGCCGACGCAUUUUACUCAUAAUCUCGUCCUCCGGGAUGACUAUCAGUCUCUUUAUUGUUGCUUUUUCUUUCUUCGGAAAGGAUUUCGUGUCUCAAAAUUCCACAUGCUAUAGCAUAUUGGGCAUCCUAUCAUUAGUUGGGGUCGUGGGAAUGAUCAUCGCUUUCUCUCUUGGAAUGGGGCCUAUUCCAUGGGUUAUAAUGUCCGAGAUUCUUCCCAUCAAAAUCAAAGGCCUUGCCGGAAGUGUUGCAACACUAGCAAACUGGUUCAUCGCCUGGAUUGUUACUAUGACUGCGCCUCUGUUGCUGUCUUGGAGUAGUGGAGGAACCUUUACUCUUUACAUGCUUAUGUGUGCUCUCACAUUGGCAUUUGCAGCCACUCUGGUCCCCGAAACCAAAGGCAAAACUUUAGAGGAAAUUCAGUUGUCUUUCCGAUGAUCUCAUUUCUGUAAUUUUCUUAUAGUGAACUGAUCCUGUGGUCAUGUCAGGUUUAUGUGUACAUAAUUUUUGAUAUCUUCACAUGACAAGAUCCAAAACACAAGUAUUUUUUUCCGAAUAAAUGAAAAUCAGCAU